AUGUUCAAAUCUGUUGGGGAAGUUGUUGGUGUUAGGCUUAUUGUAGAUGACUGUGGUGAGAAUGUGGGUUGUUGCUAUGUUGAGUUUGCUUCUGCUAACGAAGCAAAGAAGGCGGUGCAAGAGAAGAACGGUACUAGUAUUUUUGUUCAAGUGGCUGAGAUAGCUCGAUCAUACCCUUUCCGACACAAGUACAAGCUUGCAGAGAAGCUUUGGUACGAAGACAACCUUCGAGUAGAAAGACUUGAUCCAGAUAGACAUGUUCUGAAGAUACACAAGACAAUCUACUACGGCUCUAGGAUUGGAAGAUGA
Microthlaspi erraticum is the source of this 309-nucleotide messenger RNA. The record is from the annotation of a GenBank genome assembly. Lineage: Eukaryota; Viridiplantae; Streptophyta; Magnoliopsida; Brassicales; Brassicaceae.